GUACGCAGCCUUAUCUUCCUUUCUCAUUAUUUAAAUUAAGAUCAGAGAGGGAAAGCUUUUAUCGCAAAGUUUAAUUCAGUGAGACUUAUCACAAAGUUAGUUCAGAUUGAAUAUCAUUGUAUAGUUGUAGUGACACCUUCUUCUUAUCCAGACCUGAAAAUAUUUUAACAUGCUCAGUUACUUUAUGGGGUCCUCUGAAGCAACGAGCGAUGUUCCGCUCAAUAAACCCCUUGCAGACAGCGAUCCAGAGCUCUUUAAGCUAAUCCAGAAUGAAAGGAAUCGGCAGUUGAAAGGUCUUGAAAUGAUAGCCUCUGAAAACAUUACAUCUUUGGCCGUCCAGCAAUGUUUAGGAUCUUGUCUCACGAAUAAAUACUCAGAAGGAAUGCCAAAUGUCAGGUACUAUGGUGGUAAUGAGUUCAUCGAUGAAAUUGAAAUAUUGUGCCAAGAGCGUUGCCUGAAAGCUUUUAGACUGGAUCCUAAUGAAUGGGGUGUAAAUGUUCAGCCGUACUCUGGUUCCCCAGCUAAUAUGGCAGUCUACACAGCUCUCCUUAAACCUCAUGAUCGCAUUAUGGGUUUAGACUUACCGGACGGUGGUCACUUAACUCAUGGUUUCAUGACUCAAAAGAAAAGAAUCUCGGCUACAGCAGUUUACUUUGAGUCAAUGCCGUACAAAGUCAGCCCCACUACUGGAUUGAUUGAUUAUGAUAGACUUGCUGAAAAUGCUAAAUUAUUCAAGCCAAAAAUGAUAAUUGCAGGUAUUAGCUGCUAUUCAAGAUGCCUUGAUUAUAAGAGGUUCAGAGAGAUCUGCAAUGAAAAUGGAGCAUAUCUAUUUGCUGAUAUGGCUCAUGUUAGUGGUCUUGUUGCUGCUGGCGUUAUUCCGUCUCCAUUUGAGUUCAGUGAUGUUGUGGCCACAACGACGCACAAAACUUUACGAGGACCAAGAGCAGGAAUUAUUUUCUACAGGAAAACCCCUCACCCAUCGACCAAGCAUGAAGGCAAGUUUGAUCUUGAAACUAAAAUUAAUGAGGCAGUAUUUCCCGGACUUCAAGGUGGACCACAUAACAAUGCAAUUGCUGGGAUUGCCACUGCUAUGCAUCAAGCAAGCACUCCGGAAUUUAAGUACUAUCAAACUCAGGUCAUAGAAAAUGCCAGACAUCUUGGAGUAUGUUUGACUAAUCUAAACUACAAGAUUGUCACGGGUGGAACAGACGUUCAUUUAAUUCUCGUUGAUCUCAGCCCUAAAAAAGUGUCUGGUUCCAAAGCUGAGCUGAUUCUUGAAGAAAUUGGAAUUGCUUGCAAUAAAAACACAGUUCCCGGUGACAAGAGUGCCAUGAAUCCAAGUGGAAUCCGACUUGGAACACCAGCCCUCACAACUCGUGGAAUGCAAAAGGAGGAUAUGGAGAAAGUUGCUAAUUUCAUACAUGAAGGAGUUCAAUUGGCUCUUGAAAUUCAGAAAGUAUCUGGACCCAAAAUUGUUGAUUUCAAGAAGUUGGUGAAAGAAGAUGCUGACACCCGUAAAAAGAUAUCCGAGCUCCGUUCACGAGUAGAAGACUUUGCUGUGAAAUUUCCUCUUCCUGGGAACCCUGAUUACUGAUAUAGGGUCAGUGUUAUUGCUUGGACAAAAAAUCAAGUUUCUCAUCACUUAAAUCAUGCUAUAUUCAAGCUCUUGCUUAGGUCUUUCUAUACGCCUCCUUUUCUCUUCCCCCUCGCUGAGAAACUGCCUUGUCAUCGAAAAAUGAAGUAUUAUUUUAAAAUAAGUAUGGUCGUCUUUGUAUAUUUUUAGUUUUACAUUGUGCCUUUGAAUCUCAGUGCAGUGAUACUCUUUCUUUUAACAAAAGAUUUUAAUAUUUACACAUCAAUUUUAGAUAAAUUUUAAAUGCUCCGUAUUUUUGUAGUAUCUGAAAAUCAUAUUGUAUACUUUUCGUAUUUUUCUCACUUUAUUGUAAGAAAUUUACUCAUAAUACAUAAUUAAUUUAAUAUUAUUUUAGGAUGAUUACCAUUCCAUGUUCCUGUAUGGCUUUCAUUACCAAUGAAUUGUGAUAGUUUAUAAACGUACAUUUCUGUGAAUUGUCAUAAAAAUAAGGAACCAUAAUUUAUAUUGUGCCAUACUUUAAUGCAUUGACUUGCUCUCUAAAAUGUAAGACUUGUAAGAUCACUUUUAUUCUAUAAAGAAAAUCAAAUAUUU
Molecule: messenger RNA, 2185 nt
Organism: Bemisia tabaci
Lineage: Eukaryota; Metazoa; Arthropoda; Insecta; Hemiptera; Aleyrodidae
Gene: Shmt
Product: serine hydroxymethyl transferase
Biological process (GO): tetrahydrofolate interconversion
Cellular component (GO): cytoplasm; nucleus; mitochondrion
Molecular function (GO): pyridoxal phosphate binding; glycine hydroxymethyltransferase activity
Source: RefSeq, a predicted model, not a curated record